Alexandromys fortis (reed vole) is the source of this 1159-nucleotide messenger RNA. RefSeq names its product cytochrome b-245 heavy chain-like. The record is from RefSeq and is a predicted model, not a curated record. Gene Ontology annotation, biological process: defense response; superoxide anion generation. The annotation marks the transcript as partial. Gene Ontology annotation, molecular function: superoxide-generating NAD(P)H oxidase activity. Gene Ontology annotation, cellular component: plasma membrane; NADPH oxidase complex. NCBI's taxonomy places the organism in Eukaryota, Metazoa, Chordata, Mammalia, Rodentia, Cricetidae. The transcript is spliced from 7 exons.
UCACGCCCCCCCCCCCAGGCGGCCUGGCUGGGCCUGAACGCGUUCCUGUUCGCGCACUUUUACCGCUUCUACGCCGAGGGCCCGCAGUUCCUGUACACGCGGAGGCUGCUCGGGCCCUGGCUGGCCCUGGCCCGCGCCCCCGCCGCCUGCCUGAACUUCAACUGCCUGCUGGUGCUGCUGCCGGUGUGCCGGAACCUGCUGUCGUUCCUGCGGGGCUCGGCCGCGGUGAGUGUGCGCGGGGGGGGGCGGGGCGGGGGGCGGGGCUUACACGAGUUCGCUCCGUUCCGGGGGAGUUUCCCGGAUGGGCGGGCGGCGGGGUCCCGGGGGUCACGCACGGGGUCACGCACGGGGUCACGCAGGGGGUCACGGGGUCACGCACGGGGUCACACACCCCCCUCCGUGUUCCAGCCCUGGCUGGCCCUGGCCCGCGCCCCCGCCGCCUGCCUGAACUUCAACUGCCUGCUGGUGCUGCUGCCGGUGUGCCGGAACCUGCUGUCGUUCCUGCGGGGCUCGGCCGCGCGCUGCCCGGUGCCCAAGUUCGCGGGGAGCGCGCCCGCGACCUGGAAGUGGAUCCUGGGCCCCAUGGUUCUGUACCUGUGCGAGCGGCUGGUGCGGCUGUGGCGGGCGAGGCAGAAGGUCGUCGUCACCAAGGUGGUGACGCACCCCGGCGGCACGUUCGAGCUGCAGAUGCAGAAGCGCGGGUUCCGCAUGGCGGUGGGGCAGUACGUGUUCCUGCAGUGCCCGCGCGUGUCGCGGCUGGAGUGGCACCCGUUCACGCUCACCUCCGCGCCCGAGGAGGACGUCUUCAGCGUGCACGUGCGCGUGGCGGGCGACUGGACCGAGGCGCUCUUCCGCGCGUGCGGCUGCGACCGGCCGGAGUUCCAGGAGGCCUGGAAGCUGCCCAAGAUCGCCGUGGACGGCCCCUUCGGCACGGCGAGCGAGGACGUGUUCAGCUACGAGGUGGUGAUGCUCGUGGGCGCCGGGAUCGGGGUGACGCCCUUCGCCUCCGUGCUCAAGUCCGUGUGGUACAAGCGCUGCGGCGGCGACGCCGACCUGCGGCUCAAAAAGGUGAGAGGGUGAGGGGUCGCGGGGCGGGCGGGUGCGCGUGCGCUCGCACACUCGGGGGAACGCUUAUCUGUUUUAUUUUUAUUUUCAUUUA